This is a messenger RNA of Saxophila tyrrhenica, 5250 nucleotides long. RefSeq lists its product as uncharacterized. Bases 1 to 5250 code for a protein of 1749 amino acids. The transcript is spliced from 2 exons. NCBI's taxonomy places the organism in Eukaryota, Fungi, Ascomycota, Dothideomycetes, Mycosphaerellales, Extremaceae. Gene Ontology annotation, cellular component: cell septum; myosin complex; cell periphery. The record is from RefSeq and is a predicted model, not a curated record. Gene Ontology annotation, molecular function: chitin synthase activity; ATP binding; cytoskeletal motor activity.
AUGGCCAACCGCUACUCGUCCUACUCGAGCCACUCUGGCGCCGGGCAGAGGACGAACACGAUGCAGGGCGGCGGCUCACACCAGGUCUCGACCACAUCACUGCUCGCUCAACUCAACACAUGCUUCGCCAAUGGCCAGCCAUAUCCCUUGGAAUCCAGCACGAGCUUGGUCGUGAAUACAUGGGCGAGUGGCGAGAUCAUCGAUGAAGAGCUGGCGAGGAAGGCUUGGGAGCAUGCACGCCGCAGAGCAGAGGAUGGGUGUAUCGUGCUCGGCUCCCUCCAUCGUUCGACACCGAGUUUGCUGCAGCCAUUCGCUACUGCGCUACCACUUUCUGUUCCCAACUCGUUCUACACAGCUGUUAAUGCUCUGCGGCCUUUCUUGCAGCGCGUCACGCCCUACAAUCCAUCAGAACCAUGCUACUCGGCGCUUGCGGCGACAUUCACACUUUCGCUUGAAGGCGAGAUUCAGGGCGCUUCUCUGAGUCUCUCGACAUCCGGCAUUGACACGCAGAAGGGCCUCUUGAAUGUCCCAGCGGAGCACGGCAACCGUGCUUUCGAUGUCUUCUACUACCUCCUGACCAGCAGCACCAACAAGGAGCGAGAUGCGCUCGGACUCAAGACACCAAACCAAUAUGCUCUCCUCCGCAAGAGCGAGACAUACACCUCUCCUUUAUACCUGCCGACGGGCGAUGAUGCCGCCAGUGCGGAGGACUGGCGAGAGUCGCUCAAGAUGCUCGGCAUCAAGGGCGCAGACUUCCGGAAUCUUCUCACCACGGUAUCCGCCAUACUACGCCUCGGAGAUGCUGUGGGCUACCUUGUCGAUCAGGAAGAGCUGGGAGAGACAUGCGAGGAGGUCGGCAGCUUACUCGACAUCGAGCCGGAUGUCCUUCUCAAGAAGUGUGUCACUGAAGAGCGCGAGAUACUCAUUGCGGCCAUCUACGAAGCUCUCGUGGACUGGAUUAUCGUCAAGAUCAACGAUGCCAUCAGGACAGAAAUGCGGACAGGGCAGGCCAUUGGCUCGGGCAGCAGCGAUGGCGGCAUCAACACACCUCCCAGCAGCCAAGAAGAUGGCGUCUGUGCGAGCAUCACGGUCGUCGAGGUACCGAGUUCAAGCCUAGGCAAGGCUGUGAGUCUAAAGACCAUCUUUGACGACUCCACGGGUAUCAACGCGGAGAUGAAGGAAGAUGGCGUGCAGUACGUCCCUGCUGGAUCUUCUGUGCAACGCGAGAUGAAGGAGGCGUUUGCACAGAACGGGGCGGAUCUCAACGAGGACAAUGGACCGGCUGCCAGAGAUCGGGAGCUUGCGCUUGAUCGGAGGCAGACGGCUUUGGAGAAGAUUGGCGAGGAAGCCGAGUCGGACAGCUUCAUGAGGCGGAUCCUAUACCCAGUAUCCGGCCAGGGCAUCAACCUGGGCAAGACUGGCCGCUUCAACCUCAGGAACACAAUGGAAAGCAGCAGAGUCUGGUUUCAUCUCUGUUUACACCCCACAGAGGACUCACCCGCGACAGUGGCACAGCAGAGCCUUCCUUGGUCUGCAGGAUCAGUUUCCAGCCAGAUCCGCGCAUGGCGUCUGCCUGAAUGGGCAAACCACCGGAAUAAGCAACUGGACCUCACAGCAGACUUCGACAUCGACGAGUUCGUGGACCGCUACAGCCGACUCGGCUGCCACGCUGGUCGCGAAGGCGUUGAGGCCUGGAUCAUGGAGCGUGGCUGGAGCAAUGGAGAGGUCAUUGUCGGCCACGAGCGGAUCUGGAUGCGCGAGCAAGCCUGGUGGGAAGCCGAGAGCAUGCUCGACAUGAAGCCGAUCGACGACAUACCGGCUGGCAUGCUCGGCGGCAUGAUUGGUGCUGGCGGGCUGGAGACCGGCUACUCUCACCAGAGCGACGCAAUGUCCAACCCAUUCUUCUCCCAGCAGUAUGAGACAAACGCCUCUCAGGACAACCUCGCCUCUGGCCGUGCUAGUCAGAUGGCUCCUAGUUAUUUUGGUGGUGCAAAGUCCAUUGCGCCUACCGCUGCUCCUACCACGCGUACUGUCGGCGCUGGCGACUACGGUCUCGGUCGGAAAGGCGACAACAAGUAUGCCGACGUCUCGUACGAAGGCGAGAUCGACCCUGAGCUGGCUGAAGGCAAGGAGAUUGAGGUGGAGAAGACCUCCUUCGGCCGCAGGGUGUGGGUUGCUAUCGCAUGGGCCGUCACGUUUUGGAUGCCUUCCUUCCUACUCAAGCAUGUCGGACGUAUGAAGCGACCCGAUGUGCGACUAGCUUGGCGAGAGAAGGUUACGCUUGUUUUGAUCAUCCUCCUCAUCAACGGCACUAUUAUCUUCUGGAUUGUCGGAUUUGGCGACCUUAUUUGUCCGAACUGGGACAAGGUCUGGGAUCAGCAAGAAGUCGGCUAUCAUCAAGGCGAAAAGGACUACUGGGUCUCGUGGCGUGGUGGUGUUUACGACAUGACUGAUUUCUGGAGACUUCAGCACUCGGACACUAAUAUCCAGACCACCUCGGAUCUCAUGCUUCCAUUCGCCGGCACGGAUGUGACCGACUACAUCGUACCGCCGCUCUGGCUUGCUUGUCCAGGUCUGGUGGAUUCGAGGCAGUUGGCGAUGACGCCCAAUAAGACUCUUCUGUAUCCACAAGCAACGCAUCCCUCUGGCGAGUGGGCGCAGCCAGACCCAGGCUCGAAGCUGCACAACAACCAUUGGUACGACAACACAUUGAUACCAAAGAUGAAGGAAUAUUGGAAGGGCGACCUCGUCACUUCGAUGGACAAGAUCAAGAAGGAGGGCGAGAACUCGCAGCAUUACUGGUUCGUCUUGAACAAGAAGGUCUACGAUCUGACGGAUUACUUCUCCACGCUCAAGCUUCAGAACAACCUUGACCAGUACAAAUUCCUCGGCGAUGGGGUCACGGAGCUGGUUCAGUCGAACCCCGGCAAGGAUAUCACGGAGCUGUGGGAGAACAGCAACUUCAACCGGACAUACAGAGGCAACACCCUGAACUGCUUGGACAACAUGUUCUACGCUGGCAAGACCGACUUCCGCGACACGGCUCGUUGCCAGGUCAACAACUACAUCCUGCUGGCCUUCACCAUCAUCAUCUGCGUGGUCAUCGGAGUCAAGUUCCUCGCGGCCUUGCAGCUGGGAUCGAAACGGCGACCAGCCCAACAGGACAAAUUCGUCAUUUGCCAGGUCCCCGCUUACACCGAAGGCGAAGAGUCUCUCCGAAAAGGUCUCGACUCCCUCACCGCGCUUGCCUACGACAAUAAGCGCAAGCUCAUCUGCGUCAUCUGCGACGGCAUGAUCGUCGGCGGCGGCAACGACCGCCCUACCCCGAAAAUCGUCCUCGACGUCCUCGGUGUGGACCCUAAGAUCGACCCGCCGGCCCUGCCCUUCAAAUCCGUCGGUAACGGCAGCGAGCAGCUGAACUACGGCAAAGUCUACUCCGGCCUCUACGAGUACGAAGGCAACGUCGUCCCCUACAUCGUCGUCGUCAAAGUCGGCAAGCAGUCUGAGCAGAGCAAGUCCAAGCCCGGCAACCGCGGGAAGCGCGACUCCCAGAUCUUGCUCAUGAGCUUCUUGAACCGCGUGCACCACCGUGCUCCGAUGAACCCGCUGGAGCUGGAGAUUUUCCAUCAGAUCAACAACAUCAUAGGUGUGGAUCCGGAGCUGUACGAGUACUUGUUCAUGGUCGAUGCGGACACGAAGGUGAAGGAGGAUUCGCUCAACAGGCUUGUUGCGUCUUGUGCGAACGAUGGGAAGAUCGCGGGCAUUUGUGGCGAGACGAGUCUGGAGAAUGAAGAGAGGAGUUGGUGGACGAUGAUUCAGGUGUACGAGUACUUCAUUUCGCAUCAUUUGGCGAAGGCUUUUGAGAGUUUGUUUGGGAGUGUUACUUGUUUGCCUGGAUGUUUCUGCAUGUACCGACUGCGAACGGCAGACAAGGGACGCCCUCUCAUCAUCUCGGACAAGGUCAUUCACGACUAUGCAGACAACCAGGUCGACACGCUGCACAAGAAGAACCUGCUCUCGCUUGGUGAGGAUCGAUAUCUCACGACGCUCAUGACGAAGCACUUCCCGCAGAUGUCGUACAAAUUCGUGCCAGAUGCGUAUGCACUCACGGAAGCCCCUGCCGAAUGGAGCGUCCUGCUCUCCCAGAGACGACGAUGGAUCAACUCGACAAUCCACAACUUGGCGGAAUUGGUGUGGCUCAAGGAUCUUUGUGGCUUCUGUUGCUUUAGUAUGCGCUUCGUCGUCUUCAUCGAUCUUUUCGGCACCAUCAUCCUCCCGGCCACCUGCGGAUACCUCGUCUACCUCAUCUACAACGUCGCCUCCGGCACCGGCCAAUUCCCACUUAUCUCGAUCGUCAUGCUGUCUGCCGUCUACGGCCUGCAAGCCGUCAUCUUCAUCGUCAAGCGGCAAUGGCAGCACAUCGGCUGGAUGAUCAUCUACAUUCUCGCCUACCCUAUCUGGUCCCUCAUUCUACCCGUCUACUCCUUCUGGAAACAAGACGACUUCUCCUGGGGCAACACCCGUGUCGUGCUCGGCGAGCGCGGCGACAAGAAAGUCGUCGCCACCGAAGACGAGGGCUACGAUCCUAGAAGCAUCCCGCUCCAGCGCUGGGACGACUACGCCGGGCAGAACAACCUCCCCGGCCGUCGUGGGUUGCCCCUCGAAAAGGAAGCAUCGGGCUACUACGAGACCGGCCCGGGCGGGUAUGAAAUGGACGACAUCCACUCCGUCUACUCGUCCGUCAAGCCGGCUUCGACUAUUCUGACAGGCAUGCCCGGGAGCCAAAUGUACCGCCCCCCGCAGUCUCCUGCGCCUUUCCGCCAAACCGGCAUGACCGGCUACGCCUCCACACAACGCUACACCGACCUCCCCACCGACCAGCAAUCCCGCCUCAUGUCCAUGGGCGGCAUGUCAGACCAAUACCAAAACUCCUCCCGCCACGCUUCCCGCGACAACCUGCUCUCCAUGGCUUCCCCGCACAUGCAACAGCAACCCGACCGCUCGCGCUCGCCCUUCCCGCUCCAACAGCAGAGCAGGCCCGCGAGCACGCUGCACGGGUUCCAGCAGCAGGGCCCGAGUAAUGAGGCGAUCUCGGCAGCGAUCCGGGAGUGUCUGGGCGAAGUGGAUCUGGAUCGGGUGACGAAGAAGCAGUUGAAGGCGUUGGCGGAGCAGAAGUUGCAGUGUCAGCUUGUCGGGGAGCGGAGGGCGUGGUUGGAUGAGCGGAUUGAUUUUGAGUUGGCGAAUAUGUGA